AUGGAAGAAAAGUUAAAUGAAAUGGAACAAGCUGGUAUCAUCACAAGGACAUCAACGCCUUACAGUAGUCCAUUGACAUUCACUCUUAAAAAAGACGGCUCAAUUAGAGUUCUGCUUGAUGCCAGAAGCAUAAAUAAGAAAAUGGUUGCAGAAACAGAGAAACCACCUAUACAAUUAGAUGUUUUGAAUUCAUUUCACGGAGCGAAUUAUAUCACUACCAUUGACUUAAAUAAUGCAUAUUUUCAAAUUCCGAUAAAUAAAGAUGGUAGAAAAUAUACUGGAUUCACAUUCAAUGGAAAGUCAUAUGUAUAUAAUGUUUUGCCGCAAGGAUUAAAAACAUCAGUAGGAAGCUUUAGCAGAGCCAUGAAUUUAAUAUUAGGACCAGAAGUCCAAGAAUUUUGUGUGAACUAUUUAGAUGAUCUAGCCAUUAUUACAACAGGAACGUUAGAUAAACAUUUGGAGCACAUUGAUAUUGUUUUAAGUAAAUUGAACAAAGCUGGCUUAACGUGUAACUUGCAGAAAUGUGAAUUUAUUUGUAAAGAAAUUAAAAUGCUGGGUUUUAUAAUUUCAACAGAAGGCAUAAAGACAGAUCCCGAUAAGAUUCGAGCGAUCCAAGAGUUUCCAGCACCUAAAAAGAUUAAACAAUUAAGGGCCUUUUUAGGUCUAUGCAAUUUUUAUAGAAGGUUUAUACCAAAUUACAGCGAGAGCAUAAUACCGCUCUGUGAAUUACUUAAAAAGGGACGAAAGUUCCAAUGGAGCGGUAAAGAACAGAAGGCAUUUGAUUUUAUAAAACAACAAUUUAUUAAUACAAUACAAUUGCAUCAUCCAGACUUUAAUAAGCCGUAUUAUUUACAAACAGAUUGUUCCGGUGUGGGUAUGGCCGGAGUACUAUAUCAGAUAGAUGAUAAUAAUGAAAUGAGAAUUUUAGGCUAUCAUAGUAAAGCCUUAAAAGGCCCCGAAUUAAAUUGGUCUGUUACUGAACAAGAGUUUUAUGCUGUAAUAAGCUGA
Molecule: messenger RNA, 1008 nt
Organism: Parnassius mnemosyne (clouded apollo)
Lineage: Eukaryota; Metazoa; Arthropoda; Insecta; Lepidoptera; Papilionidae
Source: the annotation of a GenBank genome assembly